Messenger RNA from Enterobius vermicularis (human pinworm), 1401 nucleotides. The record is from the annotation of a GenBank genome assembly. Lineage: Eukaryota; Metazoa; Nematoda; Chromadorea; Rhabditida; Oxyuridae.
AUGCAAUUAAUGUUAAUAACUGUGCUAACAUUUGAUUUGGAUAAUGAUAUUGUUGGAGAACCGGACAUUGAGUGUUUAGACGAACAAAUUCGUGUUCAUGUUAAAACAAGAAAAAAUUUUGCCGGGCGAAUAUAUGCAAAAGGUAAAGCUGAUAACCCGGAAUGUUCAAAGGAUGAUUUUGUAAAACAACGAACAAAAAAACCACACAUGGACCUAAAAUUUGGUCAAUGCGGUAUGAAAACAUUAAGAUCGACAGAUCCACGUGGAAUGUAUUACGGUAUCACGUUGGUAGUUUCGUUUCAUACGAUGUUUAUAACAAAAGUGGAUCAAGCUUUUCACGUUAAAUGUUUCUUUGAAGAAUCUAGCAAAGGUUUAACUGCUGAAUUGGGUGUUAGCAUGAUUGCAACAACGGAAUUUGAAGCACGUCAUUCAAUAUCUGGAUGCACUUACAGCAUUCAUUCGUCCAGUAUUGAAGAAAUCGAUGCUGGACGACCGGCUGGACGAGCAAUUCAAUUUGCUCGGGUUGGUGAUCGUGUUUUGCAUCAAUGGCACUGCGAAGAUCAGAUGUAUGGAAUUUUAAUCAAUAACUGUUAUGUCACCGAUGGCUUUGGUAAACGAGCAGAUGUCGUGGAUGCAAAAGGGUGUCCUGUCGAUCCGAUGCUAAUCACAGGAAUACGAUACUCUCCAGAUCUUCAGCGUGCUUAUGCAGAAUCGCAGGUUUUCAAAUUUGCUGAUCGUCCUGGUGUUUGGUUUUUUUGUAGGAUACAGAUGUGCAUGAAGAAGGCAGGAAUGUGUGACUCAAUGACACCACCGGUUUGCGCUGGGACUCAAGCAGGACGUCCACGAAUAACUGAGGAAAUGAAGCAAAAAACAGGCGAAAAAGUUGCAAUACGUCCGGGAAAAAAGGUUCCUAGACCCAAAAAGAAAGAAGGCAAAGGUGGAGAGACGGAAGAUUAUUCGCUCGAACCCAGUGAACUUAAUGAAGAAGAUUACAACAGCGAAUCCGUUGACCACGAAUAUGCCGAAUACGAUGAAGAUGUUACUAUUCCGCCAAAUUUGAACGAUUUAUUGGCGAAACUUCCGGAAGAUGUUAGCGCUGAUUCCUUGCAAAAAAUGUUUAGAGAUUCUGUUGAAGAUCGACGAACAUUACUGAGGGGCUUUGAGUUUCUUAAUCAGGUUACAAACUCAUCAGUGUUGUACAGUCUGGUGUCAGUCUUUUACAGCCGGUUUAGCGUUCCAGAAUUUGACGAGAAACAUGAUGAAUCACCAAUAAUUGCUGGUCGUAUUCUUGUCUAUGACAUUGAUGAAGAGCCCCCACUAACUGAACGUGACAGGUUUCGACAAUCCGGUAGGUCUCUCUUGUUUUCUUUUCUUUCUUUUUUUUUUAAUUUUUCUUUGUAA